CAAAUGACAGCUGCUGGGAGCCUGACAAAGGCCCCCGAAGUCCUAGAACCCAUAGCUGGGAAAAGGGAGGGGCAAGCUACUAGUGACCUCCAAACCACAUCUGCUGACUCAUUUACCGGGUAUAAAGGGAGCUGAAGGCUGUAGCCUGACACCACGCCCCAGAAAAUGGCCCAGAAGAGACUCAUCCGGGUGUCUCUGGAUCAGCCUACCUAUGCUGUGUGUGUGCUGGGCACCGAGACUGUGGUGGAUCUCCAAGGAUGUGCCCCAGCCAGCUGCAAGUUCUUUGAAAUCUCUGCCACAUCAGGAGUGGUUAUUGACAUCUUCAACUGCCAUCCUGUCAAAAAGUCACCCUCAGGCACAUCCAAAUGGCUACUGGAGCCUGGAGUGGAGGUGACACUGAAGAUGAAAGCCCCGAGCUCCCUUCUGAAUGAUGAAAAGGUCAAGAUUUCUUAUUUCACAUCCAAAUCAAGUUCUGUCCAGGCCUUGCUCUACCUCACUGGUGUCCAAAUCUCCCUGGAUGCUGAUACUUGUCGAAACGGCAGAAUAAAGCCUACCAAAGCGAAGAUUGACAAGAGAAACUGGACAUGGGGCCCCCAUGGACAAGGUGCUAUCCUGCUUGUGAACUGUGACAAGGAUAACCCCAAGUCUUCUACUGUGGAUGCCAAAAUGGAGAGGGUAACUAACAACAAAGACCUGAAAGAUAUGUCCCUCAUGAUUCUGAGCACACAAACUCCAAAAGAUUUCUUUUCCCGGCACCAAUUGAUUCUUCAUGUUUCCAAGUUUGAGAUGGAUAAAGUGAGAGUUUUUCAAGCUGACCGAAAGAAGUGGCCAUCCAAAUAUAAGAUGGUACUGGGGCCAAAGAUGCCAUCUCAUGUCCUGACAGUGCUUGAUGGCCACCAAGAGAAUACCUUUUAUGUGGAAGGACUCGCCUUUCCCGAUGUUGACUUCUCAGGGAUUGUUUCCUUCACUGUCACCCUGACGGACAUUUCUAAUCUGCCUAUCCCAGAAGCUCUGCUUUUCGAGGACACAGUGGUGUUCCGUGUGGCUCCCUGGAUUAUGACUCCAAAUACUCAGGCUCCACAAGAGGUAUACGUGUGCAGGAGUUAUGAUAACAAGAGCUUUGUGGACUCUGUGAAGGCCUUGGCCAAGACGGCCAAAUGCAAGCUGACGAUCUGUCCUGAAGAAGAAAACUUGGAUGACAUAUGGAUGCAGGAUGAAAUGGAGUUCGGUUACACCCAAGCCCCUCACAAAAUAUUUCCCGUUGUCUUUGACUCACCCCGAAACAGAGGACUGAAAGAUUUCCCUAUCAAAACCAUCCUGGGUCCAGAUUUUGGUUAUGUGACUCGAGAGGCAGAGGAAGAUUUGGUCACCGGUCUGGACUCUUUUGGGAACCUGGAGGUCAGCCCUCCUGUCACAGUUGGAGGAAAGGAGUACCCUCUGGGAAGAAUUCUCAUUGGUGGAAGCAGCUACCCCAGGGAUCAGAGCAGAGAGAUGCUUAAAGAGCUCCAGGACUUCCUUUUUGCCCAGAAGGUCCAGGCUCCUGUGAGACUCUUCUCUGACUGGUUAUCCAUUGGGCACGUGGAUGAGUUCCUCAGCUUUGUCCCAGCCCAGGAUGGCAAGGGAUUCAGGCUUCUCUUGGCCAGCCCCAGCACCUGCUACAAGCUAUUUGAGGAGAAAGAGAAAGAGGGACAUGGAGAUGUGAAGAUGCUUGAGGGGGUUAAGAAAAAAGGAAAUAUGAUGAUAAAGGAUGUUCUGUCGGACAAAACCUUGAGACAGCACAAUCAAUAUGUGGAGAGCUGUAUUGCCUGGAACCGAGAGAUCCUAAAACAGGAGCUGGGCCUGACUGAGCAGGACAUCAUCGACAUCCCCCAACUUUUCCGCCUUAAGUUGAAGGUCUCCAGAAAUGAACUGAAAGCUGAGGCUUUGUUCCCAGACAUGGUGAACAUGCUUGUGCUGGGGAAGCACCUAGGGAUCCCCAAACCCUUUGGACCCAUCAUCAAUGGACAAUGCUGCCUGGAGGAGAAGGUGCGGGCCUUGCUAGAGCCCCUGGGCCUGAAGUGCACUUUCAUUGAUGACUAUUUUACCUAUCAUAUCCUCUCAGGAGAGGUGCACUGUGGCACCAAUGUCCAAAGGAAACCCUUCCCCUUUAAAUGGUGGAAUAUGAUGCCCUGAGCACAUUCCCCUCUUCUCACCUCCUCUUCCCUGGUCAGUUUUGUCCAUCAGCUCCAAUGGGCUGCUCUCUGGGCCCAGUUCAGCUCCUGGUUCCUACAGUCUUUCAUGUCUACUCCUGCCUCUGGCCCCAAUCUGGGGCUGAUGCCCAUUCCAUUCUGGCUGCCCAGAGAUUCCAGACAGCUCAGCCUAACCCUGUCCAGCUGAAGAAAUGAGAACAUUGCUCAUCAAGCAACACCAAGAAAAAAAUGGAUCGAGAUCUAAGAACCCAUGGCCAGCCCAGCACAAGCUGGGAAACCCUAAUAAAGUUCUGAAGACUUUGUCUAUGUGGCC
Monodelphis domestica (gray short-tailed opossum) is the source of this 2502-nucleotide messenger RNA. RefSeq names its product protein-arginine deiminase type-4. Gene Ontology annotation, cellular component: nucleus; cytoplasm. The record is from RefSeq and is a predicted model, not a curated record. Gene Ontology annotation, molecular function: calcium ion binding; protein-arginine deiminase activity. Lineage: Eukaryota; Metazoa; Chordata; Mammalia; Didelphimorphia; Didelphidae.